AUGUUGCGUAUCAGCCUUCUUCAAUUGCUUUUUGUCACACUGAUCGCUCUGUCUGCGGUCUUCGCAGUAGACGUCAAGGAGACACAUCGUGAGUCUCUCCAAGAAGCCCUCACCGACAUCAAGGCAGUCUCGCUCCAUGAUGCUCUGCAUACUCUUUCCGCCAAAUUCCGUCAUGGUAUAUUCCCGACUGACCUUCAUGCCGCCGAAGCCCUGCAAAGUGAAGAGCCCGCCAUUGCAAGCCUGAUCAAGCUCGCCAAGCGUCAGAGCAAUGCCACUUCCAGCCCUGAGACAACCCCGGCUCCGGUUCCUUCUGUGACUACUUCCAGCACCGAAUCAGCCACUGAGCCGUCUACCACUUCAGCACCUGAGACUAGUGAGACCAGCUCGGCCUCUCCCACUGAGCCCACUACCAACGUGCAGCCAACCACAACCUCGGCCAGCUCUACCAGCUCUACCAGCUCUACCAGCUCUACCAGCUCUACCAGCUCUACCAGCUCUGCUAGCUCCACCAGCUCCACCAGCUCUGCAUCGGUCCCCAGCGAGACCUCCACGGUCACAACCCAGACCACUGCGAAGCCCACCACUUCCACUACUCAGUCGACCACGGCGUCCUCGACUACCGAAACCACUCACUCGACGACCACUGUGCCUUCAACUCUGUCAACUACCAAGAGCACUUCAUCCACCUCGUCGACCACUCACUCAACUACUGCCCAAACCACUGAGCACACCACCGAGCACACCAGCUUGAGCACUUCUACCUUCAAGAGCACUACCACCAUGCCCGACGGCACCCUGAGCACCAUCACCUCCAUCACUGUCAUCACCCCAGAGGCAACUGGCAAAGCCACCGGCACCGUCGCUGGCAAGCCUGGUCUGCAGACCAAUGCCGCCGCAGUGGCUACUGGCAUGGCUCGUGAGGUUGUCGCCAUGUUUGGUGGCGCCGUCGUGGUCGCAAUGGCUCUGUAA
Penicillium concentricum is the source of this 969-nucleotide messenger RNA. RefSeq names its product putative GPI anchored cell wall protein (Dan4). The record is from RefSeq and is a predicted model, not a curated record. The transcript has a single exon. NCBI's taxonomy places the organism in Eukaryota, Fungi, Ascomycota, Eurotiomycetes, Eurotiales, Aspergillaceae. Bases 1 to 969 code for a protein of 322 amino acids.